Messenger RNA from Fraxinus pennsylvanica, 1125 nucleotides. The record is from the annotation of a GenBank genome assembly. Lineage: Eukaryota; Viridiplantae; Streptophyta; Magnoliopsida; Lamiales; Oleaceae.
AUGAAAUGGACAACGCUGCUUAAAGAAUUCAAGGAAAAAGUUGGUUUCUCACUGGCUCCGCCAGCUUCUUCAUCUCCAUCAGACAGCAACAACAAUGUCAACAGAGUCUCGCCUUCCAGCCAAGACUAUGAGUUGUUGCAUUCAUGGGCUGCUCAUGCUAUGAGGACAGCAAAAGAACUCACUGUAACAAAAGAAGACAAGAAUUUGAAUGAUGGUCAUGAGGCCAGUAGCUUCCAGAAAAUGUUCUCUAACUUCCCUCAGGAUCAGGUUCAGUUAGCGAUGACCUCUAGCAGUACAGGGAGCUUCUCUCAGGGUCAUCAUGUUUCUAGUUCUGAAGAUGUGCCUGCUUUCUCAAAUAUUGUAGCUGGUGAGAAAUCAGAGACGGUUAUCACCACAUUCCAGCAGCAAUUAGACAAAUCAGUAAAAGAAGAUGAAAAAUCUGGGAUGAUUAUUACUGGUGAAGCAGUUGACCAUGUGUCCAAUGCCACUUCUGGAAGUAAAAAAUUUACUUCCCAUGAUACAAGUAACACGCCCGAUCAAAUUCACCACGCUGAUUCACAGGGUUCUCCAUCUUUUGCUACAAUUGAAUCCCCUAUUUUAUCAGAAAGAUCUAAUUCCAGGAUCUCAUUCACCCCUUCCCCAGUUUUAGCAUUGACGUCUUGGGUGGGGGAUGCCAGUCACAAUGGUUCGAAAGGACAGUUAGCUUCAAAUUCGUCUUUGGAGUUUUCUACUUCUGUGAAUGAAAUUAAUUCCUCUUCUGACUUGAAGAUGUGUUCUCAGGAUCUAAACAUACUUUGUUCAAUUAGUCCUAAGCUUCUCCUUGAAGUGGAUGAUUCUGGUUAUGGAGGCGGUCCAUGUUCUGCUGCAGCUUCUGCUGUUUUAGAUUUUAUGGCAGUAGUUCCCUCUGAUCUUGUGACUGAGCAGAUAAAAGCUGCAAAAGCUGUAGAGACUAUUUUGGAAAGUGUACCUCUGUAUGUCGAUGCUGAAUCUGUUCUAAUUUUUCAGGGUUUAUGCCUUACUAGAUUGAUGAACUUUCUUGAAAGGCGUCUCUUGCGUGAUGAUGAGGAAAAUGAGAAAAGGUUAGAUAAGAGCCGCCGGUCCUUGAACUUCGAUGCUCUGAGCUGA